CUAUUAUUUCUCACACUAUAAAUUCUCAUACUUCGCCAUAAUUACGACACUGCCAUCCGCAAGCUCCACCAUUCGCAAAUCGCGAUAGUGGGGAAUGGCGUUUCCGUAAAUACGAUGCCAAUUCGAUUACCCAUUACCUCACGCCACCUCCUUCUUGACAAGAUACCAACCGCCAAAAACUCAAGAAAAAAGGGGUCUCAAUUUCACCCCCUUGAAAUUUUUAGGGUUUCGAUUCUCUUGAAAUAAAGCCAUGUCAAAGAGGGUUCUUUGCAAGUUCUUUGCACAUGGAGCAUGUUUAAAAGGGGAACAUUGCGAGUUCUCACAUGAUUGGAAGGACCCAUCAAAUAAUGUGUGCACCUUCUACCAGAAAGGAGUCUGUUCUUAUGGAAGCCGAUGCAGAUAUGAACAUGUUAAAGUUUCUCGAUCACAGUCCUCCACUGCAUCUUCGUCCACAAUUUCUCACCAAUUUUUGGUUUCUGAUUCCACUGCUGUCACUUGUUCUUCUAGGACUGCAUCUGGUGGGUUGACUACAGUCCCAGGUCUUACUUCGGAGCUUUCAGCUUCAAGUAGACCUUUCUUCCCCCCUGCAAAAGUGUCAUGGAAUCAAACAUCUGGGCAUCGAUCUUUGUUAGACAUUGAUGAUGUUGAUGACUCUAAGAGCCUUGAUCCAGCUGAUCUUUCAAUCUGCUCAUUUGCUGCCGCUGGUUGUUGUCCACGUGGGGACAAAUGUCCUCAUAUCCAUGGGCAUUUAUGUCCCUCCUGUGGAAAGCAUUGCUUGCAUCCUUUCCGACCCCAGGAGAGAGAGGAACAUAUAAAAACAUGCGAGAAAAAGCAAAAUCACCUGGAGGCAUUAAAGCAUAGUCAAGAUAUAGAAUGCAGUGUGUGCCUUGAACGUGUUCUUUCGAAGCCAACAGCAGCUGAACGAAAGUUUGGAGUACUAUCAGAGUGUGAUCAUCCAUUCUGUAUAUCUUGUAUCAGGAAUUGGCGUAGUAGUUCCCCAACCUCUGGAAUGGAUGUGAACUCUACAUUGAGGGCCUGCCCAAUAUGUAGAAAGGUUUCAUACUUCGUCAUUCCUAGUGUCAUUUGGUAUUCUACGAAAGAAGAAAAGCAGGAAAUUGUUGACAGCUACAAAGCAAAACUCAGGUCUAUUGAUUGCAAGCACUUUGACUUUGGAAACGGAACUUGUCCAUUUGGGACUAGUUGUUUUUACAAGCACACUGUCAAGCCAGGCUCAUACUUGUGGAACAGUACUCUCAUGACUGAUGUGUACAGCUCCAGUUUUCCAGAUAUGGAUGCCAUAGAAUUCAGCUCCCACAGCUUUGAUAAUCAUGCAUAUCGUGAUGGUCGUUUGGAGGAAGUGGUUUUGCGUCAUCUUGGGGCUGAAGAUGGUCAUACAGUGAUUGCUAAGAAUAUAAGGCUCUCGGACUUCCUCAGAAGUUUGCACAUAAGGUGAAUGCAUGUUUUGAGCUUCCAGGGAUCUGUAUGAUAGAGAUGACAUCUACUAUAUCAGGAAACAGAAGGGUCUGGUCACUUAAAUAGACAUGUCCAUCUCUGCAUGCUGUAAAGAAAAAAAUCACAGCUUAACAAACCAAAAACCCCUGAGAUUGCCACCGAUGUACUCCAGUUACUGUAGGUGUAUUUCUCAUCUUUAAAUUGUUUCAUAGCCUCCAGUAACAAUUUCGUGGUUGUUUAGCUUGCGUUCAGUUAUUUUGUAUAAUAUAACAUGUAAUUUAUAAAGUUUCACACUUGGCCAUUUCACCAAAAGUUAGUCAUGUGAUGCACCUAAUUUUUAUCAUUAUUGGACUGGUAAAUGUGCAUCCAUAAGCUAUUGUGCUGCUGAUUAUUUAUGGAAUAUACAAUAUUGAGCCAUCCCAUUGAGGUCCCUUUAAGUUUCUUGCGGGUGUGUUGUAAUUUCUUCUGUUUUAGAUUUUUGUUCACAAGGCUACUCAUCGCAUCCAUUAGCAACUCCCCAGCCUGUUCUCCCAAUUUAUCUGUGUUUUGGAUGACUGAUGUUAUUUUUAGUGCUCAUUUGAAGUAACAAGGCCUUCUCUUGAAGAAGUCCUAAAACCACAACUACGAAUGAUUGCCCCGCGGGGUAAACAUGCUUGAAUUCUUCAAAGAAAAUUUUCCUUUCUCCAAUCAUUCCUGUUGGCUUGGUUUAUAUAUAUUCUGCUCAGGUCCUUGUCAUAAUUGGUACCUUCAGUAAGAAAAUUUGGCUCCCUGUAUUGCCCAAAUGAUAUUUACAAUUCCCAACCGAAGUGUUCAACUAUAUUCCAUGGACUUAAGUGCGAGUUUUAGGUGGUGCAGGUGCGUAUCUAAGUGUCUGACUUUACAUAAAUCCAAAUUUUAGUGGAUAUAUAUCCAAAAGUUGGAUAAGGGUAUGGGGAUGUGUUUUGAACACUUUGCAUAUUAUAUACUGUUCUUAGAUUAGAUGUUGUAAAUUAUGUAAAAAUAUACUUACAAUUAAAUAAAAACUAGGAGAAAUAUGGAAUUUCUAUAUCAAAUCGGUAUCAGAGUUUAGAAAUGCUUCUUUACUGGAAAAUGUAAGUUUCAUCUUUUUUCAGACAAUAAUUUACUUGAUUUUGCAAAAUUUUGUUGGCUUUUCUGUUUCCCAAAUUAUGUUAUAUUUUUACUUUAUUGGGUUUGUUGAUACCUGGGCAAUUCAUCUAGAAUGUUGUAUACCUCUGAUUCUCACUGUUGUGUGCUUCCAC
Messenger RNA from Camellia sinensis, 2711 nucleotides. Lineage: Eukaryota; Viridiplantae; Streptophyta; Magnoliopsida; Ericales; Theaceae. The record is from RefSeq and is a predicted model, not a curated record.